Spirodela intermedia is the source of this 1541-nucleotide messenger RNA. The record is from the annotation of a GenBank genome assembly. NCBI's taxonomy places the organism in Eukaryota, Viridiplantae, Streptophyta, Magnoliopsida, Alismatales, Araceae.
AUGGAGAAGCCGGGGUGCGUGAGGCAAGGGCUGGUGAGGCUGCCACCUGGGUUCAGAUUCCACCCCACGGAUGAGGAGCUGGUGGUGCAGUACCUCAAGAGGAAGGUGUUCUGCUGCCCGUUGCCAGCCUCCAUCAUCCCCGAGAUCGGACUCUCCAAAUACGACCCCUGGGAUUUGCCUGGUGAGAGCUCCGGUUUCCGCCCUCUUUGUCGCGUUAGAGUUUUCGAAACGGGGAGAACGUCAGUGAGGAGUGGGGCUGAGUUUCCGGUGCGUUCCUCCUUCCCCGUUUGAUUUCCGGUCGCCGGAGUUGCAGAAAUCGGCUCGUUUCCGAUGUCGCGGUGGGCUCGUUACGUGGGGACAGGGUCGAUUUGGGGUUUCAAAUCCUCGUCAUUGCUCCAUUUUAGUCAUACUUUAGGAUCCUUUCUCGGCCCCUUUCUCUCCUCCCCCUCAUCAUUAGCGAUUCAUUGUUCGGAGGGCCCCCUUAAUCUCCCGUGGAAUGCGCACGGAAACCAGUACUAAUGGGGAUUAUCAUGAAGAAGAACGGAAGACCCGUCUCUUCUUCUCUCUUCCCUUCGCCGGAGAUUUUUCGAAGCUUUUCUCUGAACAGAAGCGUCUUCCUGAUCUCCUCGUUAAGGUUGCCCGGAGAGCGAGAGGUAUUUCUUCAACAUCAGGGAGGUGAAGUACCCGAACGGCAGCCGCCCCAACAGAGCGUCGGCCUCCGGGUUCUGGAAGACCACCGGGAAGGACAGGCCCGUGGUGGCCUCUCGAACCAACCAGGUGGUCGGGAUGAAGAAGGCGCUCGUCUUCUACAGGGGGAGGGCACCAAACGGCUGCAAGACCGACUGGAUCAUGCAUGAGUACCGCCUUGCCGGCACUGGCUCUGAGGCCUGCCUGUUCCCUCAGCGGAAGAACUCCACCCUCGUGAGCAUCCUCCUCUCUCUCCCUCUCUCCGCGAGUAUUUGAAAGAUGGGUUGGCCUCUCCUGGUUUGGUUAGGGACAGGGAUCGAUGCGACCGCUAGUGAGGAAUUAUCCCAUACGGCACCAUUAUUUUUUAGGAUGCAAAGCCCUACUGUAGCUGACAGUCCCUGUGUCGAAAUCGGGGACCGGUCGUCUGGGGGGUGAUCUCUCGUGGAUCCUACUCCAGCGGCGUAUCCGCGCCGACGGCGACAUCCCACGUCGGCGGCGGGAGGGCUGCCGUGUUUGGAGGAAGAAGAAGGCGGCACAGCCCAUGCCUGUAAAUGCGUAGGAAAUGAAAUCGAUGCAUCUGUGCAAUCCUGACGUGAUAUAUCGCUCCCCUCUUCUGAUUGCAGAGCUCCGUGGUGAGAACGGAGGACUGGGUGCUGUGCCGGGUCUUCAAGAAGAGAAGACCGGCCAAGGUCCCCGCCGGCGAGGAAUUCGGCGGCUUCAUCGAUUUCUUGGGCCGGAGGGGAGCCGAGUCGGGGGGGGAGCCUGAAUCGGAGCCGAGCUGUGUCACCGAGGCUUGCGACGAAGACAGCGCUGGAAGCGAAGCUUCUUCCUCCCAGAGUCCAGGAGAGACCUGA